Arctia plantaginis is the source of this 2040-nucleotide messenger RNA. The record is from the annotation of a GenBank genome assembly. NCBI's taxonomy places the organism in Eukaryota, Metazoa, Arthropoda, Insecta, Lepidoptera, Erebidae.
AUGUAUUUAUUCGACGCAUCAGGCCAGUACAGCCCUAACGUGUUGUUCGGGAAUGAGUAUUGGUUGGGCUCGUUCAACGCAUGCAAAGACCUGCAGCUUAGAGAGUUCUAUACCUCGACACCGCCAUUUGCUACUAAAUUUUUUGUUGCAAAAAUCAAUAUGACCAUCGACAACGACCAUUUACCACAGAGCAGGUUAAUGCUGCUUGGUGAGUGCGUGCCGGCAUCUUGCGAUGCACGUGCAAUGAACAUGCUUCUGGGCGCCGCAGAAGCUUCGGCAACGGAAAGUGCUGCAUCUCUUGGCCUGGAGGCAUCCUUCUCGAUUCUUAAAGUGCGACCUGUACCGGGCGACUAUAAUCUCUUCGCUGAUCCUAAGCUUCAAAUACUUGGAACUGUAACAAUAAUAGUGGGCGUACUGAUGUUCACCGCUUCGCUAUACGAAGGCUACUUGGAGCGCAAACACCGGAUUGCAGUGGAAGCACGAGACCUUGAACUGGCUCACAAUGAUGCAAACCAUAAACAACCUGGUAACAACAACGUAUUACCAGACGGUGGAAAGCUGACAGACAAUGCAGGCAAAGAACUCCGACGAGAAACUUGCGGUGUAUGGUCGGAAGUGUUGUUAUCUUUCUCAAUACUGUCAAACGGCAGAACUAUCUUGAGCACGGAUCGUCCUACUGACGGAGCUCUGACUUGCCUUCACGGAAUGAGGUUCAUGUCAGUCAUAUGGGUGAUAAUGGUGCACACAUAUUUAACCAUGUUCUACGUGGCUGGCAACAAAACAAUGCGGGUCAUUACGGAGCGCAACUUCUGGUACCAAUCCGUCGGUAACGCCUCUUAUUGUGUGGACACUUUCUUCGUCAUAAGUGGUAUUCUUGUCACAAUCUUGUUUCUCCGCACAGAAGACAAAAAGAAGGAACGGAUUUCGCAGCAAGACAAGAACGAUAUUAAUAAGAACCUGAACGGGUUUACUAAUUCUGCACUUUCUGUCUCGGUCAUAAGUCAACAAUCCUUCAAGGAAGAUUUACUAGAUAAGCCAAAAAGCUGUAUAUACACGAUAACUGAAUUGCUGGCGAUGGUUAAGUCUUUUUUAGUUUUAUUUGGCUAUCGUAUAGUAAGAUUAUCGCCUGCUUAUGGCUUUGUGAUUGGACUAAACGAAGUUGCUCUAAGGUAUACACAUGACCGAUCUGUAUUUGAACCCGCGAUGUUUGAUCACAUCACAUGUGACAAGUUCUGGUGGCGGAAUCUCCUUUACAUCAACAACUUAUACCCGCAACGUGAGAUGUGCAUGGUGUGGACGUGGUACAUGGCUAAUGACACACAAUUCUACGUCGUCGGGAUCAUACUGCUGCUUAUUUCUGUCAAACAUCCAAAAUUUGCGAUGAUAUCGUUGGGUUUAGUAAUGGUGAGCUCUUGGGUGACAACAAUCUACAUUUCUGUAUGGCAUCAGUACAAAGCGCGUAUACAAGAGCCCUUUGAAAUGUUCGACACAUUGUAUGAUAAGCCAUGGUCAAGAAUUGGACCCUAUUUAAUUGGAAUGAUAGUGGGCUGGUACUUGCACAAGACAAAGUGCCAGUUGAAGUUGCCGUACUGGCUGGUAGCAGUGGGCUGGCCUGUUGCCCUUGCCAUUUUCGGAAGUAUGAUCUUCAGCAUGGUUGAUGGUUAUUUUGAAGUGUGGCCGACAGCGUUCUACAUUAGUGUUGGACAUGCAGCCUGGGGCGUAGCUGUGGCCUGGGUGGUGAUCUCCUGCUGCAGUGGUUAUGGAGGCCUGAUUAACUCGGGAUUAUCAUACCGUGGCCUGUUGCCGCUUAGCAGACUCACCUACUGCGCGUACUUAGUUCAUCCUACCAUAUUGAUGUAUACGUCCUUCUUGCUAGACGGACCAUAUCAUAUGCAGAAUUCUACUGUGUUGGCAAUAUACGCGGGAUAUGCAGUGAUGGCGUUCUUGGCUUCAUUCGCUAUAUCACUGACAUUUGAGGCACCGGCAGUGAGACUCCUUAAGAUCAUCAGUGGGACAACAGGGAGUAAUAGGAGCCAGUGA